Gigantopelta aegis is the source of this 3819-nucleotide messenger RNA. RefSeq lists its product as uncharacterized. The coding region runs from base 811 to 2508 and encodes 565 amino acids. NCBI's taxonomy places the organism in Eukaryota, Metazoa, Mollusca, Gastropoda, Neomphalida, Peltospiridae. The record is from RefSeq and is a predicted model, not a curated record. The transcript has 2 exons.
CUAACAUUUUGAAAUGUGAUGCUUUUGUUCAGUAAUGAACCUAGUGCAGGGAUCUACUGGCUGAUAGGCUGGCAAUGCCGCGGUCCUGCGCUCUAUGGGAGAUACACAAUGAUCUGCAAAUGUUUUUGUUAAGAUUAUCGGAAAUCUGUUGAGCAGAUAACAAGCUGUGAUUGUGAAUUGUACACACCAUUAAACAGCAGAUCUUCAUUAUCUGAAGAGGAUUACAAUCGUAACUACUCUAUACAGCUAGGAUCCAAACAAUUUUACUUUGACGUGAGAUGUCUAACAUUGACCAUGUUAUCAAGUUGACAAUUAGUAUUUGGACUUAGUACAUUUGAAAUAGAAGAUUCUUAAGACAAUAUUUAAUAAUAUACAGAUGAAAAAGUAUUUUUGUUAAGUUCGUGUGUGGACAAAAUGAAAAAAGACUUUCUGUGCUUGACGGGAAGGAAAACGUCUUUGAAAUUAAAAAAAAAUGGAGUAAUUGUACAUAAAUAAAUCUCUUAAUUUUUAGAUUUGUCAACACAGUGUUUCUUAAAACGUUUCAAUUGCAAGGGACUGAAUGACUAUUUUCUAAACCUGAAGUGGACUACUUUUCAGAAUACUGAAUACUAGGGACUGCUUAAAAUAUUAAGUCUUAGUGGAUUAAGGUGAUGUUAGAGAGGCUUGAAGGUUUGUCAUGAUGGAUCUCCAUCAAACACGGAACACGAUAAGCUAAUAAAAAAACCUCCUGAUCGCAGACUGUUACUGUGAGAUUCACAAAGAAGAGAGGACCCAUUCACCAGUGUUACAGUCAUCUACUAUAAAAUUCAAAUGGGCGAACUACAAACUGGCAUAUUUGCACAAGGGAUACAUCAUGUAGGCAACUACUUCAUCAUGGACUCGGAGCCGCUCGUCAACAAACCUUACGAGCAGCUGCAGAUGGAGUCUGCGAGUCGGCUCGAGAAGAAGAAAUCCACUUCCCUCAGCGAGAAGUGCACGAGCGUCAAGAACAACGUGUGCGAGAAACAGUUCCUGAUGACCAGCGGUCAGCUUGACCGUGACAUCUCCUCACACCUGCGCCACCUCUACCAGCACACCAGCAAGCUCCGCCACGAAGUCAAGGUGCUCGAACUCAACAAACGCAAGCACGAGGUUGAGUUCAAGAAGAGACUGGAACCCGACCGCGACUUCAGUUACGACGAAACUCAGCUGUCGAAAACCGAGAAAAGGCUCGGAGUGAAUAUUGAAUCGUUUUAUUUAAACAAAAAACUGCGGUAUCCCGUCCGCGAGAAGGUGUCCAGUGAUUUGAUUAUUACUCCAAUGGUGGCCAGGGCACGGCAUUCGUUACAGGAGCAUAAAAAGCAGAAGAAAGUUGAGAGAGAAAAAGAAAGAAUGCUAACAGCCAAAUCAGUGACGUCCAGUCAGGGCUUUGAUUCCGAUGUGAGCCGGGUGCCUCGUCGAGGACGGAUUGCCUCCAAGUCGGCUCCUUUAACCACAAAGAAUUGUCCCAUCUCUCGCGACAGGAACAAAAGCAAUUCACGAUUCCCCGACAUUCAGGGCAGCAGUCUAGAUGGGGGAGGCGCACACAGUGGCCAUCACGGUCCACCAAACAAAGUGAAAUUUGCCUUUGGAAACCCGAUGAAAAUCUUAACACAUCCUGACAGUCAGCCUGAUUUUGUGCGGUCGCACAUUUUUCAUGGAGUGCGACAGUAUUCCUCAUACACCCUGGACAGCUCUGAUGACGACAGUGAUACUGGACUACCAGAACGCAUUGACUUACGUGCAAUUUUGUUUGGCAAGUCCGAAGACAAUCAGCCCGACCGUGAUACCCUGUCGGUUAAAUCUCAUCCCGCUAGUACAGCACCACAGGCUCAAAUCCCUAUCAUACGGCGGGCAGGGAGUAAUAUCCCUCAGCAACAAACACAAGAGAAACUUCGCAAAGAGGCCAGACACAUACAGGACAAAGUUGUGACAUUCCUCCACCGUCUCGAGACCGAUCCUCUCAUCAGAGGCAAAACCAGAGAGGAAUUCUCCGAUGAUGAAGACCUGGUCGAAGACCCACACAGCACCAUUGGUUACAUACUACCGAAAUCAAAACCGAAACCACAGCACAAGGCCGAAGUAGCUGAAAAACCCAAAGAGGAAGAAACGGAACCUGAAAACGACGAAAGUGAAGAAGUUGAGCGAGAGAAGAAGAAGAUAAAUCCAAAGGAGGCGUGGAAGCUGAUCCGUGGUCACACACAAGACAGCAGUCUGCGAGGAGCGCACACCCCCGCCGACCUCGUGCUGCAGCAACUCACCGGCAUCCUGCUGGUGGGCGGCAAGAAGGGCCACAUCCCGCUCCACUCGGCUAGUCGAGCUCUGCGCCACACGGCCACCUUCAAGAUGCGCAAAGUCGUCGAACAACUCAUAGAAGGCAGAACCCGCUUCCAACAACAUGAAGUGAACGAGCUGAAGAAGCAAAUGGAGGGUGAAGAGAACACCCAGGCGGCAAGCGAAGGUUCGGAAGUGAUAGAAACAGUUGCCUAGAAACCAAAAUAUUUAAUUGUUCGGAAGUGAUAGAAACAGUUGCCUAGAAACCAACAUAUUUAAUUGUUCGGAAGUGUUAGAAACAGUUGCCAGGAAACCCAAAUAUUAAAUUGUUCGGAAAUGGUAGAAACAGUUGCCUAGAAACCAAAAUAUUAAACUGUUCGGAAGUGUAGAAACAGUUGCCUAGAAAUCAAAAUAUUAAACUCUUCGGAAGUGAUCAAAUUAGUUGUCUGGAAAUCAAAAUAUUAAACUGUUCUGAAGUGAUAGAAACAGCUGUCUGGAAAUCGAAAUAUUAAACUGUUCGGAAGUGAUAGAAACGGUUGCCUAGAAAUCAAAAUAAUAAACUGUUCUGAAGUGAUCAGAAACAGUUGCCUAGAAAUCAAAAUAUUAAACUCUUCGGAAGUGAUCAAAAACAGUUGCCUGGAAAUCAAAAUAUUAAACUGUUCGGAAAUGACUGAAACAGUUGCCUGGGAAUCAAAAUAUUAAACUCUUCAGAAGUGAUCAAAAACAGUUGCCUGGAAAUCAAAAUAUUAAACUGUAAAAGGUUUGAAGACUUCUUGAGCCUGUAGGAUUGUUUCCAUCAACUAUAUUAUACAAACAGUAUUUAUGUAACUCUCUUGUGCCAAGUUUAACUGUCAGUAGUAACUAGUAUCUGGUAGUUUUAAACGGCUGCAGAUAUGAAAUGCAUGAACUAUUUAUGAACUUCUGUGUGAUGUUUUAUUAUCAUAAAGGAAUUUUAAAUGGCAGUGAGUAUGCUUGAGUUCCACCAGGAACUAUAUAAUUUUUAUUAUAUUAUUUAUUACAUAAUGAUAAAGUUUGUGCCUCUGCAGAUACAUAUGACAGCUAAGCUGAAAAUUUGUCUUAAAUUAUCUUCUCUGAAUACAUCCCGGUUGCGAGGCUGUUGAAUAGUUCGUAUCACCUGACUCAACAAUAUAAGUGGUUUGUAAUUUGUAUUUCCUAAUUUAUGUGAAAGUUAUGCUUUAAUUACUGGUAUUGUACACUCACAGACUAGCACCACACACACACACAUACACACACACACACACACACACACACACAUAUACACACACAAACACACACACACACAUACACACACAAACAGAGACACAACAAAUAUGCAUAAUUAUGUAUUUCUGGCUUAGCUAAUUCACAUGUAAUUCGCAGUUAACUAUGACACAGCAUACAUUAAAACCAAUUUCCAACAAGGUGGUGUGUGUUAAAAUUCUGUAUUAAUAACAUGACACAGAGAUUCCUGUAAGGAUGUGUGUGAUAAAUUUUUGUAUAACAUGAGAAAUAAAUAACAAACCCAGA